AUGUCAGUUUACCAUUUACCAACGCUGUUGAACCCGCUGGUUAAUGCUAUAUUUAACUGUCCCGAACCAGAAAGAUCCCCAUUGAAAAAGCUUUUCGCUAAUUUAAAAACCCGUAGGUUUAUCCUCCUAGCACCUCCUUCAGAAUACCUUUUGAAUUACCACGAUGUCAAGAGCAAACUGCCGUUACAUGACCUCUGUUAUAAUGCAGAGUUUAUUAACUCUUACAUAUUGUUAAUGACUGAAAACUCUUACAUAAAUACGAAUUCAAGGGACAGUCAUUAUGAAACGUUAGAUGGUAAGACCGUUGUUAUUCAAUGGAAGAAUAAUGUGAUCCAUGCCUUAAAUGGAUUUCAUAUAAGGCGAAGACUAAAGAUUCUAGAGACAAAAAUAUUACCCAAUUUUAAUGACUACUUUGAAGGGGCGGCUGAUUUUAUCAUACUAUUCAUAGAUCAACCUUUAAAUUGCGAAUUUGUACCUAACGACUACUUACAGUGUUUUCACAAUUAUGAGAAAAUACCAAAAAAUGCACAUGCUAUGCCAAAUCUGUCGAUAGAUUCUUUUCAGCAAGAAAGAUCGUCAUUCGAGAAUAUAUUGCACAUUCAUCCUGCUCGAUUAACACAGCUUGGCCAAUUGUUUUCGAGUUACAGAACGCUCGCUCCUGGUGAUGAUCCAUCUAGAAGUAUUUUUGAAAGCAUCGUGCAACAAGCAUUUGAUGGAAUGAAAUCGGAUUCACUUUUCAAGAACUUUUCUAAUCUUUACGAUCUUAUACACGACUAUUUUGAACUAAAUCUUUACGAUGAUAUAUGGUCUAGGCUUACUACACAUUUCAAAGGCCACGAAGUAGACACUGAAAAAAUAAAUAUUUUUCAGUGA
Messenger RNA from Saccharomyces cerevisiae S288C, 873 nucleotides. RefSeq lists its product as uncharacterized. Bases 1 to 873 code for a protein of 290 amino acids. The record is from RefSeq and is marked reviewed. NCBI's taxonomy places the organism in Eukaryota, Fungi, Ascomycota, Saccharomycetes, Saccharomycetales, Saccharomycetaceae. The transcript has a single exon.